GCAGCCGCCCGAGCACCCGCCCGCGCCCCGCGCCUUCUCCUCGUUGCUGUCCGGCGCCGCCGCCGAGGCCGUGCCCAUCGUGGGCGGCAUCGACACGCUGGACUUGCCCGGCGCCUCCGUGCUGGACCUCGGGUUUCCUGAGGACCCCGGACCAUCCCACCAAUCCAGUCUUGACAAGAUGAACCUAAAAGAAGAAAUAGUAGUGAAGGUAGUAGAGCCAGAAGAAAGCUCAGAGGACAUGGCUGUGGUUCCACCCAGCCAGGAACAACUGUCUUUUCUGGGGUCAUCUUCUGGCAGCUCCUCUGGGAAAGGAAAAGCUAAAACAAAAGGCCGAUCCCAGACAGACCAAAAUGAAAUUACUGAAGAGGACCUAAUGCAGAUGCAGCAGACCCAGAUGCAGGUGAUCCAGUCUGGCUUUGACAAUGUUAACCACAAUCUUCGGCUGCUGCAGCAAGGCAUACAAGAUCUCAGCAAUAGCCUCAGCAUUAUGGCGCACACGCUGGUGGCUAUCAAAAAUGUCUAUGUGAAAAACAACAUGGGCCCAACCACCUAUGCCACUGCCUCCACUCAGACCACAGCUGGGUACCUGAGCCCUGGUUCUCCCCAGAUAUCCCCAGCUGAGGACAGGGGCAGAGCACAGGUGGCUGGAAGCAGCAGCAGAAGCAGCAGCUGCAGUUCCAGCUCUAUGUCUCAAGAGCCAGGCCCUUCCGAGUUUCCCAGACCCCCUUUGAGAACCAUUAAGAAAGAACAUCCCAAUGGCUGCUACUAUUUCUGUUUUGCAGAUGUGUAAAACUUGAAUACAUGUAAUAGUGACUGUGGUGUUAGAGGUGCUGUUUUAUGUUCUGCUCCAGCCUAUGAUGGAGCAAACUGGACUUACCUCCCACUCUUUUUUUU
Gavialis gangeticus (Gharial) is the source of this 894-nucleotide messenger RNA. RefSeq lists its product as uncharacterized. The transcript is spliced from 2 exons. The record is from RefSeq and is a predicted model, not a curated record. Bases 179 to 790 code for a protein of 203 amino acids. NCBI's taxonomy places the organism in Eukaryota, Metazoa, Chordata, Crocodylia, Gavialidae.